AUGUCAUACCUUUCAGAGCUUGCGGCGCUGACCGACGAGCUCAUUGAUGCCGUUGCCGCCGUCCCAAAGACUCAAAAGCGAAAACUCAAGUCCCUGAGGGAAUCAACAGUGCAAAGUCUGCUCAACCAGAACUUUCUUAGGACGAACCAGUUCGAGGUGCAGAAUCAGCUGACAGGGCUCGUUGAACGCUUCCGAGUCGUCAAUCGAGAGCCCCUCGGAGACGCCCUUGAGCAACGACUAGAGGCACUCAAGCCGCACGUCAACGACUUCACUCCUGAAGUCUUGCAGUUUCUUCUGGAGUUGUCCGACAAACCUGCGCAAAAGUCCAGACUGAGCGAUCUUGAGCGUCUGAAAGAGCCAGAGAAGGAUGCCGUACCCAAACUGACUUGGCGGCAAAUCGCCAAGGAAGAUGGUUGGGCUCAAGAGCGCGCUCUGUGGAAGAUUCUUGACCAUGCUCCCAGUUCAGACGAAGAAGACUACUAUGAACUCGAAGAAGCCCCUUCUGAUGUUUCCGUUGCAUCCCCAAGCACGGCUUCUUCAGUUCCAGACGAUGCUCCGCCCACAGCACAGGACUUGGCCAUCAAGCUUCCAGGCGGUGAAGAGCUCCUGAGACGGAUUUUAGACAGCCAGGACUGGAGAAAUGCUACCCACGAUCUUGACUCUCAGGGACGACAGCAGAAGACGCCCGUGACAAGUCUUCAAAUUCUCCGCGAAGUCGUAUUUAUGCUGCGCGGCCUGCCAACCUCUCUUUUUGACCCAGCAUGUAAACCUGUUCCCGGUUACAUACUGGAAGGAGUUUCAUGGCAAACCUACGAUGCUCUGGUGAACACCUUUUCUGAGUGUGGCCGAAAGCUCGCUCCGCUUCGCAUCUACGCUGGCAAAAAGGAAAAGGAAGAACCACUUCUCCAAGUGUUCCAGGACUCACUUCAAAAAGCUCUUCAGUCAUUUGACCAUGAACUGACUACUAUUCAAGGACGGUUUGUUGCCACUCACAAAGAUGUCAUUGUCAGCCUAGUGGCCAUCUUAACGGAACUGGGGCCUUCAUUAGCUCCGUUAUAUGUACUCUCCGGUAUUGUGCAGCAAGUCCAUCGGGAGCGCAACACGAAGGCAUUUCGCUACCUCGAACUGCUGUAUGACGCAGUUGGGAUGGCACAAAUGGAAGGCAGUCUUGACGCAUACAAGCUUCUUGGGACCAUCUUUCUAGAUUGCUUCCAGGUCUACCUGAAACCAAUCCGAUUCUGGAUGGAAGAAGGGGAACUCCUCGCCGGAGACCGUACCUUUUUCAUCGGCAAAUCAUCGGCGAGGCCCCAGUUGCACCAAAUAUGGGAGCAGCAGUUUCACCAACUCGUCAGCCCAGAAGGGGUCUUGAAUGCUCCACGGUUCCUGAGUCCCGCUGUUGAUCGAAUUGUUCGGGCUGGAAAGAGUAUCGUGGUCUUGAAGCAUCUCAAGAGAUAUUCACCUGUAGCAACCCGGGUGAAAGCAGAGGAGCCACCCAUGGAUUUUGCUGCGGUCUGCUCGGAUGUUACUAGCUUUGCGCCAUUCUCGGAGCUCUUUGGCAAUGCCUUCAACAAGUGGAUUCAAAGCAAGUAUCACUCAGCAUCGAUCACUUUGCUUGAUAUCCUGUUCGACUCGUACGGGCUCUCCCGGGCAUUCGACGCUCUCCGAUGUCUCUACCUUAUGUCCGAUGGCGCUACCUCGGAUGCAUUUGCCUCGACCAUCUUCAGACAGCUGGACAACUUCAGCACGAGCUGGAACGACAAGUUUACACUGACCGAGAUUGCUCAGGAGGCAUUUUCACAGUGUGUGGCCGGGCAUCGCUUGUCUGCCGAUAUCGACCAACGGUACAUUGCCGACAGUCCAGCCGCUUCCCGAGCAUCAGUCCGCAGCACGCUCCCUGCUAUUCGCCUCAUCUACCACUUACCCUGGCCCAUUCAGAUGAUUAUCAGCCCGGCCGAGGUCAAGGGUUACCAAACAAUGUUUGUUUUCCUGCUGCAGACCCGCAGAGCCAUCUACCUCCUCAAGCAUCCCCUCCUAGGAACCACUGCCACACCAGCCCGUCACCAGUCCACUUAUUACCUCCUCCGCACAAAGCUCCUCUGGUUCUGCAACACCAUAAUGAGCUAUCUCACCACCCUCGUCUUUGCGCCCAACAUCAACAAAAUGGACGAAGCCUUACAACACGCUCUGGACGUCGACGACGUCGGCGAGGUACACUCCAGGUUCCUCGACCGGAUCCUGAGCGAGACCUGCCAAGGCAAACGACUUCGUCCCAUCCGCGACUGCAUCCUGGACGUUUACGACCUGGCUAUCAAGCUGGAAGAUAGUCACCAAGCUGAGAUGGCCAGGCUGGAGGAAGAGCAGCAGGAGAUCUCGAGGCUCUCGACCUUUUCGGCUUCGCAGCAAAAGCUACAGCAGCAAAAACGCAAGACACGAGCAGGGAGGACGGCUUCGUUGUAUAGCAAGACGGGCUUAGGGGUAGGACUCGAUGGGGAGGGUGAUGGUGAUGAUGAUGAAGAAGGCGAGAAUGAUGCUGCUGCUAGAAACAACAAGUGGAAGAGAAGUAUCAUGGAGGAUGCCCGCGGGCGUGGUAACUCGACUGCUGCAGUCAUGAAGGAAAUGCACAGCGACUUUGAGCGACACCUCAGGUUUGUCGCAAGCGGAUUGAGGGGUGUGGCGAGGGGGAGCAGAGAGGAUGCGGCGGCCAAGUGGGAUUUGUUGGCAGAGAUGCUUGAGGGGGGAAUUAAAGAGGCGAGACAUGUUUUCUGA
Molecule: messenger RNA, 2766 nt
Organism: Sordaria macrospora k-hell
Lineage: Eukaryota; Fungi; Ascomycota; Sordariomycetes; Sordariales; Sordariaceae
Biological process (GO): cytoplasmic microtubule organization; spindle assembly; meiotic cell cycle
Cellular component (GO): gamma-tubulin complex; centrosome; mitotic spindle pole body
Molecular function (GO): microtubule minus-end binding; gamma-tubulin binding
Source: RefSeq, a predicted model, not a curated record